AUCCAUUCCAUCAGUGUUUUGUCUGCAGAACACCAUCAGGGUUGUAAGUUAGAACAUAUAAUAACAAUAAUUACAAAUAAAUACAAAAGGAAGCCAACAUUAAAUGAAAUACGGCUGGGGUUUAUUGUACAACUACAGCAUGGAGAAUGGAUCAGUGGUGACGUCAUUCAUAUUGAUGGCAUACACUCAACUAGAAGACCAUAGAUAUGUAUACUUCACAGGUUUCCUGCUUUUGUUCAUCAUUAUGGUAUUAGCAAAUGUAAUUCUUAUUUUCGUAAUUUACACAAACAGAAAUCUACAUGAACCCAUGUAUUUUUUUAUGUGUAAUUUAGCAGUGAAUGGAAUUUAUGGCAGCACACCUUUAUUGCCAUCAGUACUUGGCUAUUUAAUGUCUCAGUCUUAUGAAAUGUCUCUAACUGCUUGUCUUUUACAGAUCUUUUGUAUACACACAUAUGGUUCAGUUGAAUUUAAUAUUUUAGCAGUGAUGGGCUAUGACCGGUUUGUUGCCAUUUGUCAGCCAUUACACUAUCACCGAUUAAUGUCUCAUAGAAAAGUGUGUGCCCUUAUUGCAUUUUCCUGGAUUUAUCCUUGUAUUCUUUUUGGACUCUAUUUCAUAUUAACUGUACAGCGUACAUUUUGUGACAAAGUCAUAGAAAAGCUGCAUUGUAUGAAUUUUGAAUUAGUCAAAAUGUCUUGUUUUGAAAUCUCCAUUCACAGCAUAGUUGGCCUUGUGGUAACUGUUUUUUUAGUUACUCUGCAGUUCCUUGUGAUACUAUUUUCAUAUGCACAAAUACUCAAAAUCUGUCUUUCUGCUUCUAAAGAUUCUCAGAAGAAAGCAAUUCAGACAUGUACCCCACACUUGCUGGUUGUGAUUAACUAUGCAUUGGGAUGGUUUUUUGAAGUAAUUCAAACUCGUUUCAACAUGAGUCAUGUACCUUAUAAUGCUCGGAUAUUCAUGUCCCUUUACUUUCUGAUAUUUCCCCCAUUGUUUAAUCCUGUUGUUUAUGGAGUUAGCAUUCAAGCCAUGAGGGUUCAGAUUUUCAAACUCUUUAUUACUUGUAAAAAUAACUUAUGUAGGUGA
This is a messenger RNA of Conger conger (European conger), 1081 nucleotides long. Its product is annotated as olfactory receptor 51E1-like. Gene Ontology annotation, biological process: G protein-coupled receptor signaling pathway. The coding region runs from base 104 to 1081 and encodes 325 amino acids. Gene Ontology annotation, molecular function: olfactory receptor activity; G protein-coupled receptor activity. The record is from RefSeq and is a predicted model, not a curated record. Gene Ontology annotation, cellular component: membrane. The transcript has 2 exons. Lineage: Eukaryota; Metazoa; Chordata; Actinopteri; Anguilliformes; Congridae.